AUGCUCUUUCCAGCUCGAAGGGCCAUUGCCAGCGGGGCUGCCCCAGUGGUCAACGGAUUGUUGAGGCAACGGUUUACGUCGACAAGGAAUCUGUUGUCCACUCUCGCCAUUUUGGAACAGAGAGAGGGCCAGUUAAACCACGGCUCUUUGAGCGCGAUCACUGCGGCGAAGAAGCUGGGCGGCUCCGUUCAUGGGUUUGUGGCGGGAAGCAAUGUCAGGAGCGUGGCUGAGGAGGCGGCCAAGGUUGAAGGUGUCGAGAAGAUUAUCGCUGUGGACAAUAGCGCAUAUGACAAGGGCUUGCCCGAGAACUAUGCGCCCCUUCUAGUUGAAAACAUCAAGAAGGGUGGUUACACUCACGUUAUCGCCGGACACACUGCCUUUGGAAAGAACCUGCUACCCCGCGUAGCCGCCCUCUUAGAUUCUCAGCAAAUUUCCGAUAUAACCUCUAUAGAGAGCGAGAACGUCUUUGUCCGGCCCAUCUAUGCUGGCAAUGCCAUCGCGACUGUCGAGUCGUCCGAUCCGAUUAAGAUUAUCACGAUCCGGGGCACCGCCUUCCCUGCUGCCGAGGCUACUACUGGUACGGCUGCCGUUGAGGAAGGCAUUGACCCCAAGUCCGAUUCUACAACCGAAUGGGUUUCGGAGGAUCUAGCCAAGUCCGAUCGGCCAGACCUCGCAACCGCUAGUAGAGUGGUCUCUGGCGGCAGAGGUCUCAAGUCGAAGGAAGAUUUUGAUAAGGUCAUGUUGCCGUUAGCCGAUUCUCUGGGUGCUGCAGUUGGUGCUUCCAGAGCAGCGGUGGACAGCGGAUACGCGGACAACAGCCUCCAAGUUGGCCAGACUGGUAAGGUUGUUGCACCUCAGCUUUAUAUGGCAGUCGGUAUUUCGGGUGCCAUUCAACAUCUUGCGGGUAUGAAGGACAGCAAGGUUAUUGCGGCUAUCAACAAAGAUGCGGAUGCUCCCAUUUUCCAAGUGGCAGAUGUUGGACUCGUGGGGGAUUUGUUUGAAAAAGUGCCCGAAUUGACGGAAAAGGUCAAGCAGUGA
Colletotrichum truncatum is the source of this 1038-nucleotide messenger RNA. RefSeq names its product electron transfer flavoprotein subunit alpha. Gene Ontology annotation, cellular component: mitochondrion. Lineage: Eukaryota; Fungi; Ascomycota; Sordariomycetes; Glomerellales; Glomerellaceae. Gene Ontology annotation, molecular function: flavin adenine dinucleotide binding; electron transfer activity. The record is from RefSeq and is a predicted model, not a curated record. Gene Ontology annotation, biological process: fatty acid beta-oxidation using acyl-CoA dehydrogenase.